AAACAAACUAACCAAUUCAAAGAAAUUAGCAAAACCCUAGAGAUGGAUAUCUUUUAUGCAUCUCUUCUCUCUCUUUUUGUUCUUCUUGUUUCUUUCUCUCUUCAUCUUUUCUUCUACAAUUCCAAACCAACCGAAGGCGGGAAACCACUUCCACCCGGUAAAACCGGGUGGCCAGUAAUCGGAGAAAGUUUAGAGUUUCUUGCAACCGGAUGGAAAGGUCAUCCUGAAAAGUUCAUAUUCGACCGAAUGUCGAAAUUCUCACCAAUAGUGUUUAGAACAUCUCUAAUGCUAGAGGAUGCUGCAGUGUUCUGUGGUGCUCAAGGUAACAAGUUCUUGUUCUCAAACGAAAACAAGCAUGUACAAGUAUGGUGGCCGGCUUCAGUGAACAAAAUUUUUCCUUCAUCUGGGAAAGCCUCAAAGAAAGAAGCAGAUAAGAUGAAGAAAAUGCUUCCAACCAUUUUCAAGCCUGAAGCGUUACACCGAUAUGUCCCGGUUAUGGACGUUGUGACACGACAACACUUUGCCACUUGGUGGGAUGGGAAGGAUGAGAUUGUGACAUAUGAGCUCACUAAAAACUUCACCUUCUGGCUUGCAUGCAAGAUCUUUGUAAGUAUUGAUGAACCUGAACGGGUGAGAUAUUUAUCUCACCCGUUUAAGGACAUUGCUACGGGGAUCCUUGCGAUCCCCAUAGACCUGCCUGGGACGCCAUUUCGAAGAGGGAUUAAUGCUGCUAAUUUCAUAAGAAAGGAGCUUUUAGACAUUGUGAAGCAAAGGAAAAUUGAUUUGGCUCAAGGGAAAGCAACACCUACCCAAGAUAUGUUGUCACAUAUGCUUCUUUUUAGAGAUGAAGAUGGAAAAUCUUUGGAAGAUUAUGAUAUUGCUGACAAGAUCUUAGGGUUACUAAUCGGCGGUCAUGACACUGCGAGCUCAGCGUGUGCUUUUAUCGUUAAGUAUCUUGCCGAAUUACCCGAGAUCUAUAACGGGGUCUACAAAGAGCAAAUGGAAAUAGCAAAAUCUAAAGCAGCUGGAGAACUCUUGAGCUGGGAGGAUUUGUCAAAGAUGAAAUACUCAUGGAAUGUUGCAUGUGAAGUUCUUAGAUUAGCCCCACCACUCCAAGGUGCUUUUAGGGAAGCCAUUACUGAUUUCAUGUACAAUGGCUAUUCUAUUCCCAAGGGCUGGAAGUUGUAUUGGAGCGCCAAUUCAACCCAUAAAAACAAUAAGUUCUUCCCAGAUCCUCAGAAAUUUGAUCCGUCAAGAUUUGAAGGCCAGGGACCAGCACCAUACACAUUUGUGCCGUUUGGAGGAGGACCGCGAAUGUGUCCAGGAAAAGAGUAUGCUCGGCUAGAAAUACUUGUGUUCAUGCAUCAUCUUGUAACAAAGUUCAAAUGGGAGAAAAUCAUUCCUGAUGAGCAGAUAGUCGUCAACCCGAUGCCUAGCCCAGCCAAGGGUCUACCCAUCCGACUUUACCCGCGUAAAGGUUGAAGAUGCAGUCAUCAUAUGGAAGAAAUAUUUGGGUUUUAUGUAAUCGAGUUGAAUAAAUAAAAAUUUGAUGUUAAUGUUUUCGUUUAAUUAGUAAAUUAAUACAUAUUUGAUUC
Helianthus annuus (common sunflower) is the source of this 1595-nucleotide messenger RNA. RefSeq names its product beta-amyrin 28-monooxygenase. Gene Ontology annotation, biological process: sterol metabolic process. Gene Ontology annotation, molecular function: oxidoreductase activity, acting on paired donors, with incorporation or reduction of molecular oxygen; iron ion binding; monooxygenase activity. The transcript is spliced from 3 exons. Lineage: Eukaryota; Viridiplantae; Streptophyta; Magnoliopsida; Asterales; Asteraceae. Bases 43 to 1482 code for a protein of 479 amino acids. The record is from RefSeq and is a predicted model, not a curated record.